AUGAUCGAUGAGAUGAUCAGUGUCGGCAUCAGUCCACUAGCAUGGGCCCAAGCCAAUCUACCGAAAGAAAUGCUGGAGGCUGGUCUCAUGGCCAGAGCCCCCCCUGUCGAAGAUGAUGAACCCAGUGUCAAUUACUACGACAUGCCUUUUACGCAUACCGCAUUCUUGGAGGUAAUACUUUCAGCGACUAUUGAACUUGCCGAAGCUGUACCUAGUCGAAGGCCUACGGCCGAUGACCCAAUUCCUGAUCGGUUCGCACUUCCCGACGCCUCGUGUGCAGGAAUGUACGAACUAGCGAACAUGCUUGAGACGAUGCACGCUCACGAUAUGUCACCAAGCGAGUACGUAACAAAACUAGACGGUGGGUCGGUCGCUCGUGUGUUCCAGAACGAGCCCGGAUGGAAAGUUCGCGGCAUCACUCGCGACCCCUCCAAACCCUCCGCUACGAAGUGGUCGUCUCAAGACGUUGAGGUCGUAGCGGGCGACCUCGAUGAUUUAGAGUCGCUGAAGAAAGGGUUCCAAGGUGCAAAUGUCAUCUUUGGUACAACUGACUUUUGGGGGCAUCUCAAUGCUCCGGCAACGCACAAACUUGCGGCUGAGCAGAAGCGCACAGCCAACGAGGUAGCGUAUGACCGAGAAGUUGCGCAGGCGAAAGCUAUCAUCGACGCAGCAGCGGCUCACAUUGACACUUUGGAUCGCUUCGUAUUUUCCACGCUUUCUGGGGCCAGAAAAUGGAGCAAAGGCACCAUCAAGUGGAACUACCACUUCGAUGCGAAGGCUGAAGCAGAGGAUUACCUAAAAGAAACGUAUCCGGAGCUUUCGGCAAAGACAAGCCUGCUGCACCUGGGAUACUAUGCAAACAACUGGAAAGCUUUCAGUGGAAAGCCAGAAAAGCAGGAAGACGGCUCCUUCGUUGUCAGCUUGCCAAUUAGUGGAGACAAGAAGAUUCCUAUGGUUGAUCCUGUUGCAGACACAGGGCAUUUUACGAAGGCGCUCGUUGAGUUGUCGCCAGGAAAGCUUCUCAGCGGUGCCGGAUCCUACAUAUCAUUUGACGAGUGGUGCGACACGUUUGGGAAGGUGAACAACGUGAAAUGCGUGUUCAAGAAAAUGCCUCGAGAGGCAAUGGAAGCUGUGAUGGGACCCUUGUACGGGCCUGAGAUUGCUGAUAUGUACGAGUACUUCGACAAGUUCGGCUUCGAAGGAGGCAAUCCUGACAUCGUAUUUCCAUGGGAUUUGGGCAUCGACGUGAAGUACACUUCCAUGGAGGAGUACUUGAAGGGUGAGGAUUGUAGUUCGACUUCGACCCGAGUUGAAGUCCAACUGCCAGAAUUCUGGACUAUUGGAGCAGUUUUCGAUAUGUCACGUGCUAAAUCCCUUUUCGAAUCAGAGGUCGACGAAUUUAUGGCGGUGUAA
Alternaria atra is the source of this 1413-nucleotide messenger RNA. RefSeq lists its product as uncharacterized. The record is from RefSeq and is a predicted model, not a curated record. NCBI's taxonomy places the organism in Eukaryota, Fungi, Ascomycota, Dothideomycetes, Pleosporales, Pleosporaceae. The coding region runs from base 1 to 1413 and encodes 470 amino acids. The transcript is spliced from 5 exons.